This is a messenger RNA of Gadus morhua (Atlantic cod), 3531 nucleotides long. RefSeq names its product DnaJ (Hsp40) homolog, subfamily C, member 5 gamma a (gene dnajc5ga). Lineage: Eukaryota; Metazoa; Chordata; Actinopteri; Gadiformes; Gadidae. The transcript is spliced from 7 exons. The record is from RefSeq and is a predicted model, not a curated record. The coding region runs from base 270 to 920 and encodes 216 amino acids.
AACGGUACCAGUCAGACCCCGCGACACGGCGUAAACGGAGAGAAUAUCUGACCAAUCAGGGGGCUGAGCGCGUACACGGAGAGAAUAUCUGACCUAUCUAAGGGGGUGAGCUCCGCCGCCAGUCACCGCGCCACGGAGCUACCGGAGCCGGCUACAGGAGGCGGCAGACUGCUCUUCAUGUGGACGCGGAGGCCCGUCUGAACACCAAGACCCCGCGGAACGCAGCGUUAUACCGGCUCUACUCACAAGGGUGAAGGCAGAGGAGAACCAUGGCAGAGCCGAAUGCCAGCCGUCCCCAGAGGAAGAUGUCUACGGCCGGGGAGAGUCUGUACAAGGUGCUGGGCCUUGAGAAAGGAGCUUCUCUGGAGGACAUCAAGAAGGCCUACAGGAAGCUAGCAUUGAGGUACCACCCGGACAAGAACCCGGACAACCCCGAGGCAGCAGACAAGUUCAAGGAGAUCAACAACGCCAACUCCAUCCUGAACGACGACACUAAGCGGAAGAUCUACGAUGAAUACGGCUCCAUGGGGCUGUACGUCUCCGAGCAGUUUGGAGAGGACAGUGUCAAGUACUACUUCCUCAUGUCCAAAUGGUGGUUCAAGAGUCUGGUGCUGUGCUGCACAGUGUUCUCGUGUUGCUGCUGCUGCUGCUGCUGUUGUUUCUGCUGUGGGAAAUGCAAGCCGCCAGAAGACGACGGGAACUACCAGUAUGUCGACCCCGAAGACCUUGAGGCCCAGAUCAAAGCUGAGCAGGACGGAGGGAACACCGUAAUCAUAGUCCAGCCCCCGACCAGUCCAAGUUCAGAAGACCCAGACAGCCAGGCCCCCCCUGUCCAUCCUCUGCCCAUGCCCCCUCUCUCGUCGCCCGCCAGCCCGGCGGGGGCAGAGAACCCCAGCGAGACGCUGCCGCAGUCCAAAUGACUCGAAGAUGAGCGCCUGCUGGCCAGGGCAGGUGCGCGAGCCCCCAUCGUGAUCCAGCCGCCUCCCACCACCCAAAGAGGCGGCGAGCCCCCCAGGCCCAACGCCAGCCACCCUGCUGCCACCACACCCAAGACCUGAUCCCUGAGCCCCGGCUGCAGAACCCCCUCGGUUGAGCUCGUCCUCGGGGUGCUUAGCCAUUCCUUCUUUUAGUUUUGAUAAACAGUCUACUGUCGAUAUCCCCGUUGUUUCUUUAGGUUGGCUGAGACCAGACGAGUUGAUGUUUUGAUGGGUCUGAGCGGAUUAUUCUUUUUUUAAGAAGUCUUGAGCCAACUGCUUGAGUUCAGUUCCCUAGCCUAGCAGCAUGAGAUGAGAUGAGACACGGAUCCAGCUGGGGUUACUCAGAGGCCAUCUAUCUUCACCCCCCCCCCCCCUCCCACCUGUACCUUGGUCCUUCCUGGUUACCCCACGGGCUCAACAGCAGGACGGUGUAAGGCUGCGGGGGACCACACCGUCUACCAGGGGGCUUUCCAGUGUGUGCACUGUGUGUGACGCCCAAUCAUUGUCCAAACUCUGAGCCAGAAGGGGACACGAGGAGAGGAGGCCCACCUAUUUGUGCAUGUGUGACUUCCCUAAAUGCAUGCCACCUGAAAGCAUGGGACUCUUUUCAUGAUCCCUACUCACAUACACAUGCAUACAAGGUAUUACCUCUCCCCAAGAACCACACUGCAACAAACAUUAACACCAGCCCCAAAAUGUCUAACCUGUGCCAUCUUUCAGUAAAGAAAAUACUCAAAAUAUACCCGAGAAACGGCCUCAACUCUUCCAGUAAUUAUCUUCAGUACUAAUGAAACCUGUGGGUACACAAAACAAAACAUAUGAAUAUAAAGAUUCUGUACACACUUUACACUAGGGUUUUAACAGGAUCAGUGCAUGUUUGAUUUUAAACCUUUACUCCUCUAAUAAUGACCCUGUAAAUGUCUUUCCCUCCAACCAAAGCCUCUGCCCUGCGAUGCUCCCUGGAGGAAGUAGAUCUCCAUGAUGCUACUUGCAGGAUUUUUGAUUUAUUUUUUAGGCUAUCAGGUCUAUGCACUUAGGUCAACUGAGAUGCGGUUAUAAUUUCUUGUCUUAAUGAUAUAAUUUUUGGCCACAGGAGGAUUGGUAGUGUUGUAAACUGUUAUUCUUCCAUGUCUAGGUCUUCUUUUUUAGUGUAGCUUGUCUGUGUUGCAGGUUAAGAUGACCAACGGUUGAAAUGUAAGGCAUUAUUUAUCUGUCACACCUCUGAGAAAUAGAGAUUUGAAGCUCUGGAAGAGGGACUUUGUGGCCAUCAUAUGUCCCACAAUGACAUACACUAAUUGAAAUCAAUAAUGGUACUAAUUGUAAGAUGAACUCUGAAGGCCACUCAGAGUAUGGUGUAUGUGGUCCCUCUAUUUUUCCCUUAACUUUCAUCAGUAAUGACUAGUGGCUAGUCCUUCUCCAUAAUGUACUGAUGUUGCCUCGUCCAUCAGUUUUAGCCUAGCUGCUGCAGAACCUUUCUUCAGUGUGUGUUGGGGCCAGGUGUUCGGCUAUAGGUGUCCUUUUAUAAUGCAACGUCCGUCUGUUGGGAUUUUAUUUGACACCUAAUUCAUUCCCAUGGUUUGGUCACCCAUAAACACAGUCACCAAAGCUUAGAGACGUAUACAACACAUCACACUCAGAGGGCUAGGAGCCAGCUGAGUGUGAUGUUUGUCCUGCUGUAGCAGAUGGAUUUAAGCAUAAUUUGCAUAUGGGAAGCUUGUUCAAUGAGCAUACACACAAUACAGCCCACUAAGUUGAUCCAUUGAUGUAGUUCUUCUUCCUACCCCCUGUUUCCCUGUGGUGAAUCAGCCAGUGCUGUAUGCGAUCUAAUUUCAUGUCUACAUUAGCCUAAUUGGUCAACAAAGAAUUCAAAUGAGCUACAAGAAUUUCCCAUCAAAAGCUAAACUUUCAAGUCUACUGUAAUGACCUCAUCACCUCAUCAUCCACAGACGUUGACAUGAUAUAGUCGGUAUUGUUUAGUUUUUUGAUAAUGAAAUCAAAGUAAAGAAUUAAUUAUGUUUCAUUCACAUGAAAUAUGACUAUAUUGCUAAACUUCUGUCAUGAUUUUUUUAUAAUUGUUUGAUAAUUGUAAAUAGUUUAAGAGUGCAUAGAUGUAUUAAAACAAGAUCUUUCCAAAUCCUUGUCAAUAGAGGUGGUGUUGAUGUUUUCUUCUCGUGUAUUUAUGUCCAAUGAAGAUAAACGGGGGUUGGGGGGGGAUUUAUCAUCUCUCCAAGAUCAAUCACUUUCAUACCCCUUUGCCAAUGAAAAGCAUGAAAAUAACGAUAUAAAUUGUCUGAAUUCUCAAUUUAUAUAAUUUUUUGGUCGUUUUUUUUUUGAGUUUGUUGAAUGAGUGAAUGUGCAAGGAAGUAGGGAGACGCACUUCAAUGGUGUGGAGGAAUAUAGUGUUGGGAACCAAGAGGUCAACGGCUCGACCACACUGAGACCGUCUGGUCGUUCUGUUUCUUGCUUUGGUCAGUACAGCUCCUGGUGGACAUUAUGUCAAUGUAUUUAUAUCAUGAAAACCGGUCAAAUAAAAGGGAGAUUUUCUAAGGAAAUG